AUGAACCCCGCAAAGCAGGACUUCAUCCUCGAGAAACAUGUUUUCAAAAUGAUGGAGAUUGAGACAGCCAGCGCAUGUGAAGUGAACUGCUUCAUGGAAGCUGACUGUGUUUCCUACAAUCUAAAACCACAACAGAAUGGAAAACUUUUGUGCGAAUUGAGUGAUUCAGAUCACAUAAAUAAUCACCAGGGUCUAAGAUACAAAAAAGGGACUGUUUACAAAUCAUUUAAGGUGAGUUGACGUAUCCUCACUAGUCAUUCCAUUGAUUUUUGUCGAUAAAGCGAUUAUGUAUCUUAAGUGCACGAAAAGAGAAAAUCAAAAGAAAAUAAGAGAUAUUUGAAUUUUUUUUCUUCUCGUGUUGUCUGGUGAAGGAAACCGCACGUUCAAACUUUCUUUCCUAUAGAAAGAAAAGAUAAUGCAAAGGUUGGAUGAAUACAGGAGUGUAUGAAUGUGUAAAUGCAUGCAUGCAUUCGCACAUGUAUGGGUUGGUGGAUGUAUGCGUCCAUCUUGAAAUAAGUUAAUAAAUAAAUGGGUGAAUCUGUGUGGAUGGAUUAGCUGAAAGAAAGGAAGAAGCUGAGUACCAGAGCAAUAGAUUCUAUAAAUAUGUUUAUAUCUUCCUAGAACCGCUGUCCCAAUGCGCUUUGUCCAUCAACAAAGCGAUGCCAAACUGGUUUCACCAAGAAGGGUUAUCGUUGUGUUUGCGCAAAUGGACUACUGGGAGAAAAAUGCACUGAAGGUAUGUUGAGUUGAUAGAUUUUAGUAUCAUUCAUGUAUUUACAAGUUACAGAGUCUGAAAUAACAUUAACAACUGAGCUUCAGGGGUGCAUUGGCGUGAUCAUUGACAAUAAUCGUGCAUUUCUCUUCUAGAAGUCGUUAAGUUUGGAGGAUCUUUGAAUUUAAAUAAAUAAAUAAUUUUUAAGGUAUCAGAGGGAGAAUAGGGGCGUGAGGGAGAAAGCUAUGCCACAUAAUUAUAUAUGAGGUCUUAAAUUGCUUUUUCGGUCUUAAAUUGCUGGGAUGGACAAGGAAUUCCUGCAAAGGACCUCUCUUGGCCUCUUGCUUUUAGUGAUCGACUGAUAUAACGUAAAAUGAAGCUGACUGCAUAAAAGUCUUCGUCAUAGGACGACGGUUACUAUCUAAAUGAUGGUCUUGAUCAAUACAUUAAUGACACUAUUUACGUUAUUCCCAUGGAUUAUUAUCAUUUUGGUGUUCUAGGACCGCCUUUGGUGGAAGCUGUUCCAGAAAUAAUUGAAACCGUCGAGGGUAGGAACGUUAUCGCAAUGUGUAACGUGACAGGUAAUCCUAGACCAAAUAGGAUCACAUGGAAAAGGUCUGAUGGAACUCUUUCCAGCGCGAGGACCAUUGUUAGUGAAGGAAAUCUCACCAUCCUGAAUAUCACUGCACGAGACAACGGCUCUUACGUGUGUACUGCAGCAAACCCUUGGGGUCACAACUCAUCGUCAGUUAUCCUUCAUGUUUAUUCAAGUCUCAAAUUUGUCAUAAAGCCUCCGUCCAAUGUGACGGUGAAGGCUUCUGAAGAGCUCAUCCUGCCUUGCUCUACAUCAAGCGACCUGAAGCCAACGAUCCUGUGGAUGUAUGAUGGAACUUUCUCCUUACCUUCAGGGACGCUUGUUGACUCCUCCUUGAAUGCUUUAAUCAUUUUCUCUGCUAACAUAUCUCAUUCUGGUACCUACACUUGCGAUGUGACUGACGCAUUCAGCUCAAUUCAAACUAGUGUCAUCGUUUAUGUCAAAUACCCUGAAACCUGCACCAAAGUGAAGGCAAACAUCAGCGACGUCAGUGGUGAUUACCUCAUCGAUCUUGACGGUGUUCUUGGCGAGGAUCCAUUCCCUGUUUACUGUAACAUGACUGACAAAAGAGGCGUUGGAGUGACAGUCGUCAGUCACGACAUGGAAAACAGAACGCAGGUGAAAGGAUACGAAAAGCGCGGUGAAUAUUCCGUUGAUGUUCAUUACAGAUCUGCCAGCAUAUCUCAGUUAAAAGCUCUGACGGAAGCCUCUGAUAACUGUCAACAGUUCAUCAAAUACGAAUGUUUCCACGCCAAAUUAAUUAAAUAUGGAUAUUCAUGGUGGGUUUCACGUGACGGCCAGAACAUGAUGUACUGGGGGGGAGCAAACCUAACAACUGGUGGCUGCGCAUGUGGUGUAACUAGAUCGUGCGCCGAUGACCAAUCACUGAAGUGUAAUUGUGAUAAAAAUGAUAAGAAUUGGCGGGAAGACAGCGGGUUUCUUACCAAUAAGUCCCACCUUCCCGUCAAACAGCUAAGAUUUGGUGACACGGGACAGGCAGAACUUCAUGAAGAAGGAUACCACACCUUGGGAAAACUAGAGUGCUAUGGCAUGACCUAG
This is a messenger RNA of Pocillopora meandrina, 2366 nucleotides long. NCBI's taxonomy places the organism in Eukaryota, Metazoa, Cnidaria, Anthozoa, Scleractinia, Pocilloporidae. The record is from the annotation of a GenBank genome assembly.